AUGUUUUCGAUUGUAAAAAAACAUAUUCUGAUAUGGAAAAUGAAUUUAAUUUGGCCAUUCAAAUUUCGGAUUCCGAUAAUAGAACUUACAUUUCCAUAUAGCAAUCCAUUAACCCCAUUUAUGAAGUCCCAUUAAAUGAAUCUCUAUUACCAAAGGAAACCCCAUUACUUUUUGUUGCAUCAACAAGAAACUCUGUCAUUCAAGAAAAGUUUUAUCUAAAAUCCAAAAAGAUUGACAUUUAAUUUCUUUAAAAGGAUAGAUUCAUUGGAUGAGACAAUUCAAUUAAUGCAAGAGCCUUUGAUAGAAAUAUAUAAGAUGAAGUGUUAAGUACAUUAAAUAUUGAAUAUUAAUGGUAGUGCAAUAAUCUAUUCAAUUUAUAAUCUUGUAAGACAAAAAGAAAAUAAAAUAAUGGAAUUUCCAUCCAGAAGAAUUGCUGAAAUUUUUGCAGAUAGUUAAAAUACUACUUUUGUCUUCUUUGUUAAGGCAUCGAAAGAUAAUAGAUGGGCAGUAAAAGAGCAAUUGAUAGUUGUCACAGAUUUAGAAAUCGAGGAAGAAUUUGUAUUAAAUUAAGAAAUCCCUCAAAAUGCUGUCAAUCCUAAUGAUGAAAUAACUAUUUUAAUUAGAAAUAAUUAAAAACAUGCUUUCGUUAUGUAAGAAUUCAAAAUUUUGGCAUUUAUCAAAACUACAGGAUGCACUGUUAAGUUUAGGCUCACGGGAUUAACAACCAAUUACAAUAGUCCUGUGUACAUAUAUCUAGUCCCAGGCAAUGAAUCUAUAGCAUUUCAUCUAAACAGCCCUCCUUCAGAAGUUUAAUUCAAUAUAGAUCCUCUUCUAGGCGAAUCUUUAGAUUACUUUAACUAUUCUAUGCAAAACUUUCAACCCGAAAAUACUUUUAGCAUUUAUUACUAUUUUGACAAGCUUACUCUCUAAAAUGAUGUAAACCUAUAAUCAGUCAAUAAUGGCAUCCCCUUGGUGAUUAAUUCGCAAGAAUUGACAGGUUCCUUCUAACUUCCAAAUGGAAUUAUUGAUGAUGCAAUAUCCGUUCUUUUUUAAAUUGAAUCAGCAAUGGGAUCAAAAUCCUAUUUAGUAUAAAAAAUGAUCAGACAAAUAAAUUAUGCUAAUCCUUCAAUAAUCAAACUAAUUUUUCAAAUUUGCAAAGUAUUGAUAACUAUGACUAAAUUAAUGGAAAUUGAAUAAUAAUAGGUAUGUUUGAAACAAUGUUCAGGUGUUGGUACAUGCAUCGACAAAAAGUGCAAAUGCCCUCCAGAAUAUUAUUUUGAUGAUUGCAGUGGAACCAUAGAAGAGUACAAUAAUUUUAGCAGCCUUAUUUUCAAUGCUUUGCAAUAAUUAAUUAAAAUUCCAAUAAAAAAUGAUGAUGAGCUUAGAUUAUUUAGCUAAUCUUUAUUGUAUUUAUCCACUCUAAAAGAUUUAAAUAAUACAAUUUCAAAUUCAAAUUGCUAAAAAAUAUUAGAAUAAUACAUUUAAAAUCUUAAUUCAAGAUUAGAAAAAAUCCUGCUUAUCUGAAUUACUCUCAAAUUGA
Molecule: messenger RNA, 1540 nt
Organism: Paramecium octaurelia
Lineage: Eukaryota; Ciliophora; Oligohymenophorea; Peniculida; Parameciidae
Source: the annotation of a GenBank genome assembly